This is a messenger RNA of Soboliphyme baturini, 1134 nucleotides long. The record is from the annotation of a GenBank genome assembly. Lineage: Eukaryota; Metazoa; Nematoda; Enoplea; Dioctophymatida; Soboliphymatidae.
AUGCGGCAUAGUCAUCGCGACGCGGCGCGGCGCGGCACGGCGAUCGUUUGCACGUUCGUUGGUCGGUCGUCGCGCGUCGGUUUUACCAGCAUCAGGCAGUACAGAAAAAGUGGUGGCAUAAAACGCCUUCCGUCGAAGAGAGUAGAUCGUCGUCGAACCGUAGUGAGCGAACCGGUUUCGCCGCAGGGGGGCGAACUGUACCGAUCGACCGAACCGACCGAUCAACGAAUGAACAAGAGUAGGAGAGGCGCCGGCGAUGGUCGGCUCGGCAGCGACGACGACGGGUCUGGCAGCAUACAGCUGGUCGGUGGGUCGGUGGAGCUGUGUCGAAUAGCCUCUGAACAAAUGGGCUUGGCCGUUCGAAAGAACGCCGGCACCCAGCCCAGACCCAGGCCCUGGCACAGCGCUUCGUCGCGUCAGCGGCUCGCAGCUGCUGCCGCGUCGCGCGGCGUAAAAAGUGGCCUGGUUCGUGGCGCGGUGACGGCGGCAGUUGCAGCCGAUGCUGAUUGGUGGCGAAUCGGCUAUGCGAGCUGCACCUCCUCUUUCAGUGACGAAGUGAAGACUGAUUUGCUUUUCAGCAACGUGACGUCAUGCCCGAGGACGACCACUACCACCAGCAGUAAUACGCGAACUAGCGACGAAACACACAGUGUCGGAGGAGGCAGCAAUAUGGAAUCGUCCGAGUACCGUUCGACGAUCUCUGCGCGACCAAACUUUGCGCGCACGUCCACGUCCAACAUGUGGAGCCCGAGCGGAGGUCGGGUGCUGAAGAUCGUCACCGAGAUGGGCAGCACCACGUCGUCCAGCUUCAGCCCAUCGUUCUCGGCCGGUGCCGCGUCGGCGAUCCUCGAAUCGCGAGAACGCGAGAAGAAGGAGAUGCAAGACCUGAACGACCGUCUGGCCAGCUACAUCGAGAAGGUGCGCUUCCUGGAGGCGCAGAACCGCAAGCUGGCCGCCGAUCUCGAGGCCCUGCGCAGCCGCUGGGGCAAGGACACGUCGUCCAUCAAGUCCAUGUACGAGGGAGAGUUAACCGAGGCGCGCAAGCUCAUCGACGACACGGCCAAGAGCAAGGCCCAGCUUGAGGACCAGAUCAACCGCCUGCAGAGCGAACUCUCCGAGUUCCGCAGAAAGUAA